This is a messenger RNA of Acipenser ruthenus (sterlet), 9147 nucleotides long. RefSeq names its product dedicator of cytokinesis protein 5-like. Gene Ontology annotation, cellular component: cytoplasm; plasma membrane. The record is from RefSeq and is a predicted model, not a curated record. Gene Ontology annotation, molecular function: guanyl-nucleotide exchange factor activity; small GTPase binding. Gene Ontology annotation, biological process: cell migration; small GTPase-mediated signal transduction. Lineage: Eukaryota; Metazoa; Chordata; Actinopteri; Acipenseriformes; Acipenseridae. The coding region runs from base 142 to 5754 and encodes 1870 amino acids. The transcript has 52 exons.
UUUCCACAUCAAACCUUUCUGCUGGCCGGGCUGGCGUGCCUCCCUCACCACUCCCCCGUGAGUCACUGUCAUGGCGGAGCGGUAAACACAGGAGGGAGGCAGCCGGUGCACGGCUUUUUAUAAAUCAGGUUUCUUACAAAAAUGUCUCGCUGGAUUCCGACCAAGAAAGAAAAAUAUGGCGUUGCAAUCUAUAACUAUGAUGCCACCGGGAACCCGGAGCUGGGGCUGCAGGUGGGGGACACCGUUCACAUCCUGGAGACAUUUGAAGGGUGGUACAGAGGCUACUUGCUGCGAAACAAAGCUCAGAAGGGCAUUUUCCCGGCUUCAUACAUCCACCUGAAAGAGGCCAAAGUGGAGGGCACAGGACAGCAGGAGACGGUUAUCCCCUCUGACAUGCCCCUGGUUCAGGAGCUCACUGCCACCCUGCGGGAGUGGGCACAGAUCUGGUACAAACUAUUCGUGAACAACAAGACCACGCUGUUCCGAAACAUCCAGCAGAUGUCGUACAGCCUGAUUGAGUUCCGCUCGCAGAUAGUGUCGGGGACGCUGCCAAAGGAUGACCUUGUAGAGCUCAAGAAAAAAGUCACGGCAAAGAUUGACUACGGCAACCGGAUCCUGGGUCUGGACCUGGUGGUGCGGGAUGACAGCGGGAACGCUCUGGACCCAGAGAGCAGCAGCACGGUCAGCCUGUUCCGCGCUCACGAGACAGCGUCCCGUGGCAUUGACGAGUACAUCCAGGAGGAGAAGUCUCGGAGACAGAACCUGGAGAUGCGGCGACAGUCUCUCUUCAGCUCUGUCCACACCUACAGCCUCUUCAUGAACCUCAAGAACUUUGUGUGCAACAUCGGAGAGGACGCUGAGCUGCUCAUGUCACUGUACGACCCCGACCAGUCCGACUUCAUCAGUGAAAAUUACCUGGUACGCUGGGGAAGUACAGGGAUGCCAAAGGAAAUUGAGAAACUCAACAACCUGCAAGCACUGUUUACGGACUUGAGUAGCAGUGACCUGAUUCACCCCCGAGUGUUCCUGGUGUGUCAGAUCGUCCGCGUGGGAUGCAUGGAGCUCAAAGAUGGCAAGAAGCAUACGGCUGGCCUGAGGAGACCCUUUGGGGUGGCAGUGAUGGAUAUCACAGAUAUUGCCCACGGGAAGGUUGACGAUGAGGAGAAGCAGCACUUCAUCCCAUUCCAGCAGAUCGCCAUGGAGACCUAUAUACGGCAGCGGCAGCUCAUCAUGUCGCCGUUGAUCCCAUCGCGAGUCAUCGGCGAGAACGAGCCCCUGACCUCCGUCUUCAACAAGGUCAUUGCUGCCCGAGAGGUCAAUCACAAAGGUCAAGGACUCUGGGUCUCUCUGAAGCUGCUCCCUGGAGACCUGGCUCAGGUCCAGAAGGACUUCCCUCACCUGGUGGAUCGAGGUACUGCCGUUGUGCGGAAGAUGGGCUUCCCAGAAAUCAUCCUCCCAGGUAACGUGCGCAAUGACAUCUACGUGACUCUGGUCCAGGGUGAAUUCGACAAGGGCAAAAAGAAGACCCCCAAAAAUGUGGAGGUCAUGAUGUGUGUGCUGGAUGAGGAUGGGGUGCCUGUUCAGAAAGCAAUUUUCCCUGGAGCCGGGUGCGAGGGCAUCUCGGAGUACAAGUCUCUGAUUUACUACCAGGUGAAACAGCCCUGCUGGAACGAGACUGUCAAGGUGGCGAUUCCCAUUGAAGACGUGUGCCGCUGCCAUCUGAGAUUCACCUUCCGGCACCGCUCCUCCCAAGAAUCUAGGGACCGGUCGGAGAAGCCCUUCGGCGUGGCGUUUGUGAGGCUGAUGAACGUCGACGGUACCACCCUCCGAGACGGGAGGCACCACCUCAUCUUGUAUAAGGGAGACGUGAAGAAAGCAGAAGAUGCCAAGUCUUAUCUGAGUGCUCCAGGGACAAGGGAGGAGCAGGAGGACCGAGAGAGGCAGUCUGGGAAACCGUUCCAUCAUUCCAGCAACCUUCCCAUCAUCAAAGACAUCUUCCAGAUCAGCACACUCACCUGCUCCACCAAACUCACCCAGAACGUGGACCUGCUGGCGCUGCUGAACUGGAGGUCGAACCCAGAGAACCGGGAGCAGACCCUGCAGAGGCUCAUGCAGGUGCAGGGCAGCGAGAUCGUCAAGUUUUUGCAUGACACUCUGGACGCGCUGUUUAACAUCAUGAUGGUCACCUCAGAGAAGGACACCUACGACACUUUGGUAUUUGAUGCCCUGGUGUUCAUCAUCCUGUUGAUCGGAGACAUUAAGUUUCAGCACUUUAAUCCUGUACUGGAGACCUACAUUACCAAGCACUUCAGUGCCACGCUAGCAUAUGUGAAGCUGACUAAGGUGUUAAAUGACUACGUGGGGAACGCAGAGGAUCCCAAUAAGACGGAUCUGCUGUUUUCUGCACUCAAGGCCCUCAAAUACCUGUCCAGGUUCAUUGUGCAGUCCCGCAUUCUCUACCUGCGGUUCUAUGGAAACAGUGAGGAUGGAGACGAUUUCAACAACUCCAUCAGAAAACUCUUCUUCUCUUUCAACAUCCUGAUGGACCAGCCUCUGGAGGAGGCAGUCAAAAUCAAGGGCGCUACACUGAAGUAUCUUCCUGCCAUUGUGAACGAUCUCCAGCAAGUUUUCGAUCCCUGUGAACUCAGUGUUCUGUUAACCAAGUUUAUCGAGAGCAUCCCGGAUUUCCAGCUCGUCCGUCAGAAACUGGGCUGCAUGUGCAAAAUCGUGGAGAGCGACCUCUUCAAACAGCCAGAGUGUCGUGACGUGCUGCUCCCGCUGAUGACUGACCAGUUAAGCGGUCAGCUGGACGACCGCUCCCAGAAACCGGAUUACGAGGCGUGCAGCCAGCUUCUCAGCAACAUCCUGGAGGUGCUGGACCGCAAGGAUGUGGGCUCCUGCGGGGCACACGUCCAGCUUAUCAUGGAGCGUCUCCUGCGCAGGGUCAACCGCACCAUCAUCUGCAUGAGCCGCCCCUCCCCUCUCAUCGGCCAGUACCUGGCUUCCAUGACAGCCAUCCUGAGGCAGAUGGACGAUUCCCAUUACAGCCAUUACAUCAGCACUUUCAAAACCCGUCAUGACAUCAUUGAUUUCCUGAUGGAAACGUUCAUCAUGUUUAAAGACCUGAUUGGGAAGAAUGUCUUUCCCAACGACUGGAUGAUAAUGAACCUGUUGCAGAUCAGGGUUUUUCUACGAGCGAUCAACCAGUUUGCAGAUGUUCUCAACAAGUAUUUCCUGGACGAGGCAAACUUUGAACUGCAGCUGUGGAACAAUUACUUCCAUCUGACUGUCGCAUUUCUUACCCACAAGUCCUUGCAGCUGGAGACCUUCUCGCAGGAGAAACGCAACAAAAUUAUCAGCAAGUAUGGAGACAUGAGGAAAGAAAUUGGUUUUACAAUCAGGGACAUGUGGUACAAUCUUGGUCCCCACAAGAUGAAGUUCAUCCCUGCCAUGGUGGGUUCCAUCCUGGAGGUGACGCUGGUCCCCGAGCCCGACUUAAGGAAGGCAACCAUCCCAAUAUUCUUCGACAUGAUGCAGUGUGAGCACAACUCCAGCUCCAGCCGCAGCUUCCAAGCGUUUGAGAACGAGCUGAUUAUGAAGCUGGACCAGGAGGUGGAAGGAGGCCGGGGGGAUGAGCAGUACAAGGUCCUGCUGGAGAAGACGCUGCUGGAACACUGCCGGCGGCACCGCUACCUGGCCAGCUCCGGGGAGACCUUUGUCUUGCUGCUCAGCAGUCUGCUGGAGAAUCUGCUGGCCUAUCGCACCAUCACCCACGACGAGAGCCCCGAGCACCGCAUGAGCUGCACUGUCAAUGUCCUGAACUUUUAUAAGGAGAAAAAACGAGAAGACAUUUACAUACGGUAUUUGUACAAGCUGCGAGAUUUGCAGCGGGCCAGUGAGAACUACACUGAGGCAGCCUGCACCCUGCUCCUGCAUGCUGAACUCUUACAGUGGUCCGAUCGGCCCUGCGCCUCCCACCUCAUUCCCAGGGACCACUCCCAGGUGUGGAGCCAGCAGGAGCUCAAGGAGUAUCUCUUCAAGGAGAUCAUCAGCUACUUCGACAAGGGCAAGAUGUGGGAGAAGGCGAUUGAGCACAGCAAGGAGCUGGCCAGGAUGUACGAGAAUGAGAUAUUUGACUUCAUCGGGCUCAGCCAGCUGCUGAAGCAGCAGGCCCAGUUCUAUCAGAACAUCAUGCAUGCCAUGAGACCCCAGCCCGAGUACUUUGCAGUGGGAUACUAUGGACUUGGUCUUCCUUCUUUCUUGAGGAACAAAAUAUUCAUUUACCGCGGGAAGGAGUACGAGCGUCUUGAGGACUUUGGCCUGAAGCUGCUGUCUCAGUUCCCCAACGCAUCGAAGAUGACCAGCACAGCGCCCCCUGGCGAGGAGGUCCGCAAUUCAUCAGGACAGCACAUCCAGUGUUUCACUGUGAAGCCGGUGAUGAACCUGCCUCCUCGAUACAAGGACAAGCCGGUCCCGGAGCAGAUACUACACUAUUACAGGGCCAACGAGGUGCAGCAGUUCCAGUACUCGAGAGCCUUCAGGAAAGGAGAGAAGGACCCGGACAACGAGUUUGCAACCAUGUGGAUUGAGAGAACCUCGUACCUCACAGCCUACAAGUUUCCAGGGAUCCUAAAGUGGUUUGAAGUCAAAUCAGUCUCCAUUGAGGAGAUCAGCCCCCUGGAGAAUGCCAUCGAAACCAUGGAGUUGACCAAUGAGAAGCUGAGUAACCUGGUCCAGCACCAGGCCUGCGAUCGCUCCCUGCCUGUCCAUCCACUCUCAAUGCUGCUCAGUGGCAUUGUGGACCCUGCUGUCAUGGGCGGCUUCUCCAACUACGAGAAGGCGUUCUUCACAGAAAGGUACCUCCAGGAUCACCCAGGAGACCAGGAGCGUAUUGAACUCCUCAAGCAGCUCAUUGCCAUCCAGAUCCCGUUGCUGGCGGACGGGAUCCAGAUUCACGGCGAGAAAUCCACGGAGCAGCUGAAACCACUCCACAACCGGCUGGUCACCUGCUUCCAGGAGCUGAAGGAGAAGGUGGAGAAGCACUACGGAGUCAUUACCCUGCCCUCCUCCCUGACGGAGCGCAAGAAAAGCCGUACAGGCUCCAUAGUGAUGCCCUACAUCCUGUCGUCGACACUGCGCAGGCUCUCCACCAUCUCCGUGGCAUCCUCCGGAGUCUCUAGCUGCUCCACUUCCUCAGAACGCUCCUCGAGACCCUGCUCCAACGAUUCUCUGCUGGCCUCUGUGAGCGAGCGCAGGGGCUCAGUGCUGUCCAGGGCAGAGGAGCCCUUCUGUGACAACAGAAUCAGCCGAUUCAACAGGAAAGAGUGGAACAUCAGCAAAUCCCAAGUCCUGACUGAGAGAGAGCCAGACGGAGAGACACCCCCAGAGAGACCACAGCGCCCCAAGAGCCUGCAGUUUGGUGAUCGGCGGAUGACCCUGUCCUUGUUUCAGGGACCUUCCUCCCAGCUGAACUUGUCGACCCCUCUCAGCCUUCCUCCAGGCACCCCAUGCACGCCCCGAAGCUCCAGUUUCUCGUCUCUACAGAGCGAGGGGGAUGUGAACUCUGACCUUCAGGACACUCCGCCCCCAAUGCCUCCUAAACACAAACCUCUCGAGAACGGCAGCCAGAGGAAUAGGAACUCCACAGAGAUUGGGCCCCCGUUACCAGUUAAAGGGGACUCCAAACCUCCUCCUCCUCCACCCCCCAAAACCAGAAGAUCUGUUGUCCCAUCCCCAGAUCAUGCUCCACAGUGAGAGGGCUUCUGCGUGGGAGGGCAGUGCAGUUCUGGAGUGGGGAGGUGGGCUAGCUUGGGAGAGUAUCUCACCACCCCUCCAGUCAUGGGACUCUGCUUCAAGCAAGGCCCCCUGCAGUAAUGGGUGGGGCAUUGCCUGCUUUGCAGAUGGUGUUUUAAGAGCUUAUUUUGUGGAUUGUCUGAAUCUUAACAGAUGGCUAGAUAUAUCUAAUGUAGUUCAUACAAGUGGCUGCCUCUUAUGGAGUGUCAUCUCGCGAAUUCUGUUUUGUUUUUUGGUGUCAUGAACUAUGUAUUAGAGCCACACUUACUAAAGUUGUUUUUAAAGAUGUGUUCCUAGUUUUACAAGCAGACAGGCACUAUUGUUGUUUAUCUUAGUUUUUUGAGAAAAUGAAACCUAUAUGAGCUCUUAAGAUACACAGUAACAAAUACACUUAGGAUACACAGUAACAAAUACACUUAAGAUACACAUUAUAACAAAUAAAAUUCAAGAUACACAUUAACAAAUAAACGUGGCAGUCUUUCUACAGGGGUAUGAGAUGGAAUGCUGUAAUCUAGAAAUUAAGACAAACAUUGUGGCUAUUGCCUUACUCACUUCAUUUUGUGAGUCAACUCCCAUGAGUUUCUUAUUGACCCCAAACAAUAUGAUGGUGAAAAUAUGGCCUGCAGGGUGCAAUGUAGAUCCAACACUGUAGACAGAGCUUUUCAGAGGACCUGAUGGUUUGAAAUGGAAUGGUGGUGGACAUUGUUUUGAUUGUGUUUUCCCAGUGAAUGGAGUUUAUCAGCAUUUUGUUUGAUCAUUGAUCAAUUCUAUAUUACUGUUAUAUUGGAAGCCCGAUAAGCAGGGCAUCGUAUCAUACUGGAUACCAGGCUGAUGUGGAUGCUCUCUGGUCAUUGGGCAACCACACCCUCAUAACAUUCUGCACUACACAGCAUAAUGAUCUGAAUCUGUUCCUCUUCACUUCAAGACAUUUCACACCGGAAAGAAAAUAGAGACAACCAAUGUUAGAAAUAAUGCCUAUGAUGCUGCCUUAUGGGACUCCCUGUAGAAUGUUUUAAACAUACUGCGCAAGAUGACACUCCUAGAAAAAUAAGAGACUCACCACUGCUGUGUUAGGAAUGGAUGAUAUAAAGAGGAGUCAAGGUGUGGAUGCAUUAACUAAGCUGAGCAAUACCUUCUAAGCUGCAGUCUUACACAAAAGAAGGAGUAUUCACCCACCUGGAACGUGUGAUGUAGCUAAUGUCAGAUAAUAUUUUUUUUAAUAUCAUGAUUUUAAAUGCACAACACAGAAUUAACUUAAAUCUAAUUUUAAUUUUUUUUUUUCUUGUUAAUGAAAAUUGUUUAGCAAUUUGACAAUUCCACAGCAGCCACCUUACCAAAUACUAUUAACUUCUUCUCAUGAUUGAGCCUAUUGGGAGUUAUUUAACCCUGUGUUGCAGACUUCAAAACUACAAUGUCAAACAUCAUCACAAAAUGCAAAUCCACUAAAAAUCCUCUCUGAGUAAAUUUUUUUUUGCGUAAGCAAUGUUUUAAAAAGAGAAAGAUACAAUAAGAUGAUUAACAAAAAAUACUUUAAGAAGUGCAAUACAACUCUAAACACUGACUGCAUGAGAUCCAACACAGGACUUUUCUAGGGUCUGUUUUUAUGAACUAAAUACUGAGUCAACCAUAAUAAGGUUUCAUCUGCAUAGAAUUGUAUUUGAUUAAUAAAAACUUACUUACUUAACCCCUACUGGCCCUUAUUUUCCAUUACUCCUGCAGUCUUGAUUUUUAUUUUUAUUUUACUAAAAUUUGUAUUGACUUUUAUUUCCAGUACAUCACAAAGAUGUGUAUUAGUGUAAUAGCCACCAAAGCACAGUGAUGUAUUCACCCUGAAACUAAUAUAAACAUUAAAUAGCUAUCAAAAGCAGGAACUGAUCUUAACUGACAUGCAUAUAUUACCUCAUGUAUUUAAAAAAGGUGAGCAAAAUGCACUGGAUCUCAAUAAUGUAAAUACAAGAAAAGAUGUUUUUUUUUGAUGGUUUGGUUUAGCUGAAUGACGCCUGACCUGACUAUUUGCACAUUAAGAGCAAGAUGCACAAAAUCAUAGUGGCUUUUUAACAGUGCUCUGACAUGUCUGUUGUAUUUAUACUGGGUAGUGCCAUGUUCUUAAUAAUGAUAUUAUUUUCCGGGUACAAUUAGCUUGACAUGUGUUUGGCAUUUCAGUCAGAGUAGUGCAGUCAGAACUCUCCUUUAAUCCCACCUCUUUGUUAUAAGAACAUAAGAAAGUUUACAAACGAGAGGAGGUUGCUAGUAGCUUAUUGAUCCCAGAAUCUCAUCAAGCAGCUUCUUGAAGGAUCCCAGGGUGUCAGCUUCAAUAACAUUACUGGGGAGUUGGUUCCAGACCUCCACAAUUCUCUGUGUAAAAAAGUGCCUCCUAGUUUCUGUUCUGAAUGCCCCUUUAUCUAAUCUCUGUUUGUGACCCCUGGUCCUUGUUUCUUUUUUCUUUAUAUUCUGAGGUGUAACUUUUUCCAUGGUGACAAGGAGAGUUCUGUACUUGUGACAGGAAGUGACUGUUUUUGUGGCGCUGUCAAUACAGGAACAGACCCAAACAUGGUUGUGGAGUAGAGUAUGUCCUUCCUGGCUUCUUCCUCAUGUAUUUUCAGGAAAGCAGGGUGCUCCACUUGCUGUUUGUAAGGUAAUCAAACAUACAUGAAGACUUCUUUCAUCCACAAUCAGGAAGCUGCAUUGCAGGGCUCUACCACACAGUGGAUGACUGCAUAACUACAGAAAUAAUUUCUAGCUUUAAAAAACAAACCAGAAUUCAAGCAAAACCAUUGAAGAUACAAGUAAGAACAUAAGAGCAGUUUGACAAUCAGGCUCACCCUUUCUUAGCACACCAUUUGCCCCUAAUUGGAGGAUCUAAUUUAAUAGGAAUGCAUGUUUCCUAGUAUUGUAGAUCCUACUAAUUCACUUGGUAGGCUAUUCCAUGUAUUUAUAACUCUCUGUGUAGAGUGCUUUGUGUCUUAUGUUCUAAACUUACUUUAGCUUCCAUUUACCGGUACUUGUAAUUUUUAAAAUAAUAAUAAAUGCACUAUUACUGUUUAUAAUUGCAGUUAAACCAUGAUUUUUGGGCUUACCUUUGUCUGUGUGGCUUUUUCUGGUUAACUACCAAAUGGUAAUGCCCUCGGGUAACUAGAGAAGGAGCACAUCUAUAAAUACUUCAGAUAGCCACUCCUGAUAUGAGGAACUUAGAAAACAGCAAGUGGAGCACUCUACUUCCAUGACAACAAGUCAAGCAUGUACUCUGCCUCUCUGCAAAGGCUGGCACAUACUAUUUUUUUUUUUUAAAACAGGGGUGACUGUAAAAUUUGUAAUGAAUAAAACUUCAAUUAUUUACAAAUACAUGUGUCCUCU